CCUUGUUAAUAAUUUGAUUAUUUUCAGAAGAAACUCAUCUAGGAACUCAACAUGUCUGAUGUAGAGGGAGAUGAUGUCCCCGUCGCCGCCGCCCCCGUCGUCGCAAGCGGUCCCAUGGACAUCAACACCGCCAUCGCUGAGGUUCUGAAGCAGGCGCUUAUCGCCGAUGGGCUAGCCAGAGGUCUCCGAGAAGCUGCUAAGGCUCUGGAUAAAAGACAGGCCCUGCUGUGUGUUCUAUCUGAGAACUGCGAUGAACCAAUGUACAAGAAGUUGGUUACAGCUCUCUGCUUGGAGCACAACAUCCCUCUAAUCAAGGUUGACUCUAACAUGAAGCUUGGUGAAUGGGCUGGUCUCUGCAAGAUCGACCAGGAGGGAAACGCCAGGAAGGUCGUGAAGUGCUCCUGUGCCGUAGUCAGAAACUGGGGACAGGAGACUCCUGCUCAUGACGUUCUUCAGGAAUAUUUGAAGUCUCAGCGUUGAAAGAACUCUGUGCUGCGGCGUGGACAAGAAUUAUGUUAUUGUAUUGUUAAAGACAAUAAAUUCUUGUAAAACCAUAAA
Molecule: messenger RNA, 558 nt
Organism: Eurytemora carolleeae
Lineage: Eukaryota; Metazoa; Arthropoda; Copepoda; Calanoida; Temoridae
Product: 40S ribosomal protein S12
Exons: 4
Coding region: 52-480 (142 amino acids)
Biological process (GO): translation
Cellular component (GO): ribosome; cytosolic small ribosomal subunit
Molecular function (GO): structural constituent of ribosome
Source: RefSeq, a predicted model, not a curated record